AUGUUAGGAUUGAAAUAUUACACUUACUAAUACUAUUCUUAUUAAGACCUGGAAGAGUUAAAGAGUGUACUUAAAUAUGAUUCAAUAGGGGAAAUAAAAUUUUAUGAUGAUGAGAAAAUUAUUGAAUAUAAGAUAAAUAGAGAAAGAUGUCUUCUAUUAGGUGAUUUAAUAGAAUUAAUAGUAAUUUUUUAUAUUAGAUAAUUUAGAAAAUUGGAUUUAUUAGAUUUCAUUUAGGAUAACUCCUAUUGCUCUUUAUUUAAUUGUUAGAGAAAGUGAAGAACAUGGAAAGUCACAAAAUAGAACAUAAAUAUUUAAGUUUAGAUCGUAUUUGGUUGAAAUUCAACAAUAAUCAAUAUCUCACUAUUAUAUAUAAAAGAAUUGAAUAUGAAAUUGCUUUCACUGGAUAUAAUAAUAAAUUUGAGGAAGACUUAGAUACCUCUAUACGUUUAUGGGAUUUUAAAAUAGGAUAAUAAAAAGCAUAUUAAAUGGGCAUACAUCAGUAGUCACUUCAAUUUAUUUCUCUAGUGAUUGUGCUACAGAAGCAUCAGGUAGUGAAGAUAAGUCUAUACGUUUAUGGGAUCUUAAAACAGGAUAAUAAAAAACCAAAUUAGAUGGUCAUUCAAAAACAGUCAUGUCAGUUUGCUUCUCACCUGAUGGUGCUACAUUAGCUUCUAGCAGUUGCGAUUAUUCCAUUCGAUUGUGGGAUACGAAAUCAGGAAAAUCAAUUGAACCAGCAGAUAAGCGUUACAAAGAUUUACGAGCACAAUUUAACACUCCAUUAUCCUAAAAUAAUCUUCUUCAAUGUGAUAUUCAUUCAUUUAUUAUUUUUAAGCCAACCCCUUCAAAAAUCUUCUGA
This is a messenger RNA of Paramecium sonneborni, 856 nucleotides long. Lineage: Eukaryota; Ciliophora; Oligohymenophorea; Peniculida; Parameciidae. The record is from the annotation of a GenBank genome assembly.